This is a messenger RNA of Peronospora matthiolae, 2070 nucleotides long. The record is from the annotation of a GenBank genome assembly. Lineage: Eukaryota; Oomycota; Peronosporomycetes; Peronosporales; Peronosporaceae.
AUGUCGUCCACCAGCAACGCCUCCAUUGACAAGUUCAACGGAGACAAUUACGCAACGUGGAGCCGGUACAUGCGCGGUGUGUUUCUGACGAAGUCCGUCUGGCACGUCGUCAACCGUGAAGUGACUCCGACUUUCACCGACCCGCGAGCGUCCGAUGACUACGUCAAGGCAAGCAACGUCGCGUUUGGUAUGAUGCUGCUGCACAUGAACGCGGACUACCAUCAUGUGCUGGACAACUGCGAGGAAGCCUGGGUUGAGUGGACAAGUCUGAAGACGCUGUACGGUGGGUCGCAGAAGGCAGGACGCAUCUACCUCAAGCGACAACUUUUCAGUAUCAAGAUGGCUGAAGGCGCGAACGUCAUGCAUCACUGCAACGAGGUCCUCAACAUCUCCGCCAAGCUUAGCGGCAUCGGUGCGAAGAUGGAAGACGAAGACGUUGCGAUCUGUCUGCUACUCAGUCUUCCGAAGAGCUACGAAAAUGUGGUGCUCAACAUGGAAAUGAGCAGCACCGAGCUUCGCACUCAAGACGUGGUGAGAGUCCUGACGAAUGAGCAUGCCAAGCGUCAAGGAGAAAAAGGGACAACGACAGCGACUACGGUGAAGGCUGAAGAUGCAAGCAAGGCAUUCAGCGCCGAGCGUGAGCCCUACCAAUGCACGUAUUGUGGCAAGCCCGACGCGGCGGCAAUGGUCGUGGACGCGGGGGCUAACAAUGUCCAGUGGGGACAUCAUGAUGAAGGCAAUGGCUACGAUCGAGUGGCGUUUGCAGUCUCGUUCGAAUGUGGAGUUUCGACGAGCAAGGACGUGUCUGGAAUGUGGGCCGUCGACAGUGGUGCAACGCACCACAUUUGCCACGACAAGACCAAGUUCGCAAGUUUGGCAGAGCGCAAUGAGGGCGAACUCUUGGUGGCUGAUGGCAACAAGGUGGCCAUCAAGGGUGUGGGAACCAUCAUGGAAAAGGUGGUUCUGCCCAACGGUGAAGAGCGUGAGAUCGAAAUCAAGAACGCGCUAUAUGUUCCAAGUAUGAGCAAGAACCUGCUCUCGGUGCCACAGAUUAACAGCCAUGGCAAGUUUCAAGUCGUGUUUGACGGGUCCAAGAUGUAUGUGACUCUCAAGAACUCACAGCAAGUGGUGGCGACAGCGGAUCUCGUGGAUGGACUCUACUGGCUUCGGACGACUCAACGAUCAGCGAAUGUGACAACAAGUGGAACCAGUUGUGCCGAUCUACAUGCGAGAAUGGGUCAUGCUACAGUCGACGUGCUUCGCAAGAUGGUCUCCAACAACAUGAUCAAAGAUGUGGGAGUGCCUCUCAAGUCAAGUGGAUCAGGUACAUGUCGAGGAUGUCAGCAAGGGAAAAUGGUCCAAAACCCAUUCCCAAGCAAUCGUGACAAGCGAAGCUACGAUACGUUUGAGCUACUUCAUCUGGACAUCUGCGGGCCCAUGGAAAAGGAUUCGCUCGGUGGCAGCAAAUAUUUGCUGCUGAUCAUCGACGAAGCCAGUGGAUGCAUGAAGGGCUUUUGUCUACGAGUGAAGUCCGAGAGUAAAGACUACAUCCGGAAAUAUAUCACCAUGGUACAGACGCAAUUCUGUAAGAAGGUCAAGUUCGUGCGACACGACGGAGCUCGCGAGUUUGCAACCAACUCGCUUCAACUGUUCUACGAAGACGAAGGCAUUGAACAGCAGACAACGGUGCCGUAUGCACAUCAAACAAACGGAACAGCAGAGCGUGCCAUUAGGACUAUUGUCACGAUCGGCCGCAGCAUGCUUCAUCAUGCCAAACUGGACAAGUGUUUCUGGGCCGAAGCAGCGAUGACGGCCAUCUACGUCAAGAAUCGACUGCCGUCACCUAAAGUCGUGCACAAGACCCCGUUUGAGAUCGUCUACAACUUGAAACCAAGCGUCAAGCACAUGCGAACAUUCGGGUGUCAGACAUACAUACUGACGCCUAAAGAGAAUCGACUCAAGUGGGAUCCAAAGGCUCGCGCUGGCAUAUUCGUGGGCUACGAAGAAGUUUCGAAGGCAUAUCGUGUUUAUGACAUCGAGGCGGGGCAGGUGGUUAUCAGCCGCUUUUGA